Molecule: messenger RNA, 3584 nt
Organism: Cygnus atratus (black swan)
Lineage: Eukaryota; Metazoa; Chordata; Aves; Anseriformes; Anatidae
Gene: PROX1
Product: prospero homeobox 1
Biological process (GO): regulation of transcription by RNA polymerase II
Cellular component (GO): nucleus
Molecular function (GO): DNA-binding transcription factor activity, RNA polymerase II-specific; RNA polymerase II cis-regulatory region sequence-specific DNA binding
Source: RefSeq, a predicted model, not a curated record
AGCGGCGCUGCUCCGAGCGCGCGUGUGAGCGAGCGGGGCGCGGGCGCGCCGUGCAUGUGCGCGUCGCCCUUUCUCUCUCUUUGCACCGGCAAAAAAAAAAAAAAGAGAGGCUCAGUUUCGUCGCCUCUGCACCGAGGUCCCAGGAUUCUUGAGCUGAGCCCAGCUGACAAGCUUUUGAAGAUGGCACAAUAACAGUCCAGUGAUGCCUGACCAUGACAGCACAGCCCUCUUAAGCAGGCAAACCAAGAGAAGAAGAGUUGACAUUGGAGUGAAAAGGACGGUAGGGACAGCAUCUGCAUUUUUUGCAAAGGCAAGAGCGACGUUUUUUAGUGCCAUGAAUCCCCAAGGUUCAGAGCAGGAUGUUGAGUAUUCAGUGGUGCAGCAUGCAGAUGGGGAAAAGUCAAAUGUACUCCGCAAGCUGCUGAAGAGGGCGAACUCGUAUGAAGAUGCCAUGAUGCCUUUUCCAGGAGCAACCAUAAUUUCCCAGCUGUUGAAAAAUAACAUGAACAAAAAUGGUGGCACAGAGCCCAGUUUCCAAGCCAGCGGUCUCUCUAGUACAGGCUCAGAAGUACAUCAGGAGGAUGUAUGCAGCAACUCUUCAAGAGACAGCCCCCAAGAGUGUCUUUCCCCUUUUGGCAGGCCGACUAUGAGCCAGUUUGAUGUGGAUCGGUUAUGCGACGAGCACCUGAGAGCUAAACGCGCCCGGGUUGAGAAUAUCAUUCGGGGUAUGAGCCAUUCCCCCAGCGUGGCAUUAAGGGGCAAUGAAAGAAGAGAAAUAGCUCCGCAGUCCGUAAGUCCCCGAGAAAGCUACCGAGAAAACAAACGCAAGCAAAAGCUGCCUCAGCAGCAGCAGCAGAGUUUCCAGCAGCUGGUUUCAGCGAGGAAGGAGCAGAAGCGAGAGGAGCGCCGACAGCUGAAGCAGCAGCUGGAGGACAUGCAGAAGCAGCUGCGCCAGCUGCAGGAGAAGUUCUACCAGAUCUACGACAGCACCGACUCUGAAAAUGAUGAAGAUGGCAACCUGUCCGAAGACAGCAUGCGCUCUGAAACCAUGGACGCCCGGGCUGGGGACUCUGUUGGCAGGUCGGACAACGAGAUGUGCGAGCUGGACCCCGGGCAAUUCAUCGACCGGGCCCGGGCCCUCAUCCGGGAGCAGGAGAUCGCAGAGAACAAGCCGAAAAGAGAAGGUCCCAAGGAGAAGGAGCAAGGGCCAAAUUCCUUCCAUCCCGAAGGCAAACACUUGGCCGAGACGCUGAAGCAGGAACUGAACACCGCCAUGUCACAAGUUGUGGACACAGUGGUUAAAGUUUUCUCGUCCAAGCCCUCCCGCCAGCUUCCUCAGGUCUUCCCGCCUCUCCAGAUCCCGCAGGCAAGGUUCGCGGUCAACGGGGAGAACCACAACUUCCACACGGCCAACCAGCGCCUGCAGUGCUUUGGGGAUGUCAUCAUUCCAAACCCCCUCGACACUUUCGGCAGCGUCCCUAUGCCCGGCGCUACCGACCAGACUGAAGCACUGCCUCUUGUCGUCCGCAAGAACUCCUCCGACCAGCCUGCCUCGGCCCCGCCAGCCGGCGGCCACCACGCCUCGCUACACCAGUCCCCGCUCUCAGCCACCGCCGGCUUCUCCACCUCCUCCUUCCGCCACCCCUUCCCACUGCCCCUCAUGGCCUACCCCUUCCAGAGCCCCCUUGGCGCCCCGUCGGCCUCCUUCCCGGGGAAAGAGCGCGCCUCCCCCGAGUCCCUGGACUUGACCCGGGAGACCACCAGUCUGAGGACCAAGAUGUCGUCGCACCACAUGAACCACCACCCCUGCUCACCUGCGCACCCCCCCAGUGCCGCCGAAGGCCUCUCUUUGUCCCUCAUAAAGUCCGAGUGCGGCGACCUGCAAGACAUGUCCGAAAUCUCGCCCUACUCGGGAAGUGCAAUGCAGGAAGGCUUGUCACCAAACCACUUGAAAAAGGCCAAGCUCAUGUUCUUUUACACCCGGUACCCAAGUUCCAACAUGCUGAAAACCUACUUCUCGGACGUAAAGUUCAACAGAUGCAUUACCUCUCAGCUCAUCAAGUGGUUUAGCAAUUUCCGUGAGUUUUACUACAUUCAGAUGGAGAAGUACGCGCGGCAAGCCAUCAACGACGGGGUCACGAGCACGGAGGAGCUGUCUAUAACCAGAGACUGUGAGCUGUACAGGGCCCUGAACAUGCACUACAAUAAAGCGAAUGAUUUUGAGGUUCCAGAGAGAUUCCUGGAAGUGGCUCAGAUCACGUUACGGGAGUUUUUCAAUGCCAUUAUCGCAGGCAAAGAUGUUGAUCCUUCCUGGAAGAAGGCCAUAUACAAGGUCAUCUGUAAGCUGGACAGUGAGGUCCCUGAGAUUUUCAAAUCCCCAAACUGCCUACAAGAGCUUCUUCAUGAGUAGAGAGUUCAGCAGCUAUUUAUGAAUGUAUGAAAGUAGCAGUCCCCUUCUGAUGCCCAAGUCAUGUGUGUCUCUAUUUUAAUUUCAUAUAUAUGUGUAUCACAUACAUAUAUAUGUAUAUGAAAUUAGACUGUGAUCCCUUCUGGAUUUGAGUUUUCGUUCAGUUCCAAGGGGAUGGUUAUUUUACUUCAGCCUUCGGUUUACUUUUACCCAAGACCCUUAACAUUUGGAGAAUAAAUGGGGUUAAUUUUCAGGGAGAAGAGUUUGGAAGCGUGUAAAAGUCUGUCUUAGCAAGUUAGGGCAUUAUGUUUAAAAACGCUUUGUCAGAUUUAUUGCUUGCUGCAAAGUGGCAUUUUGUCUUAGUGAGACUAAUGUCAUGGCACAAUACUACAGACAAUGAAGUUUAUAUUAUGUUUAUACUGCUAAAGGUCUGAACUCUGUGGAGUCACUUCAUGAGCUUGGAGGUUCUUUUUUUAUUUUGUAUACUUUUAAAUCAAUAACUAGAUUUUGUUUCAUAUUUCAAAAAGCUACAACAUCUAUUUUAGGUACUCACUCCAAGAAGUGGUACCCGAAAAGCAAACCCUAUUCUUCAUGCUUUCCCUUACAGAAAUGAUAAAUACCCUGCACCAGUAAUCAACAUGCCAGGUUUUUGUUUUUCUAAAUUGCAGCAAGGGACAUUUGCACAAAUCAAAUACCAUUCUUGCAGGGUGAGGCCAGUAAUUCAUGCACAAUAUUUUAUCAACCACUCUAAUUUUAGAAUACGGUCAGCUUAUUAAAACGGAAGCAUUUCACUCUCCAUAGAGUAAAAAUGAAACCUGCAGUGUACUAAACUGCCAUGUCUUGGUCUUACUUCAAGUGGCAUCAGUCCCUAAAUUUAUUCUUUUCUUAGUCUGUUCUGCCCCCAGAAAUCCCCUUUCCAGUAUACAAAGUUUUCUGUCUGUAUUUGACAUCUGUCCUGAAAAGCACUUUUUGAAUGAUCUUAUAUAUAGUAGAAGAAAGCAUCUUCACCUCACAAUGCUGAGGGGAAAAAAAAAGAAAAAAAAAAAAGACUUGUUUGUAGCUGUAAAAUAUAAUUAGUCUUUUCCUAAUCAGAAGAAUAAAAAUUACAUUUUCAUAAAAAUCUAAUCAAGCAUAUACAAAAAUCACAGUGUCCUCCUGGCUAUGCAGGUUUCAGAUA